Melitaea cinxia (Glanville fritillary) is the source of this 596-nucleotide messenger RNA. RefSeq lists its product as uncharacterized. The transcript is spliced from 2 exons. NCBI's taxonomy places the organism in Eukaryota, Metazoa, Arthropoda, Insecta, Lepidoptera, Nymphalidae. The record is from RefSeq and is a predicted model, not a curated record. Bases 13 to 558 code for a protein of 181 amino acids.
UUUAUUUAAUGAAUGCGCGAAUACUCAUACACUAGUCGUUCUGUUGUUAACCCUUACAGAAGUGUGAACAUGAAGGUCGUUUUGGUUCUUUUCCCCUUGAUCCUGUUGGUUUAUGCCGAUGUAAAUUCAGCAGCAUCAGCAAAUUCAGCUGUUGCGGUAGAUCAAUUGCCCGCUGACAGCGUCUAUGACACGAUUUUAACCGAUUACUUAGGAUCUUCCAAGCAACAGUCGUCAACCAAGAAGAUCAUUAAAAGCAAAAUUUCAAGCAAGAGUCAGGGUACCCUAGUGAAAACUAGUAUCAACCAUGUCACCAAAAAACCAACUAAAAUCAUCACUAAUAAAAGAUCCAAAUUCGCUUACGACAAAUAUGAUAAUUAUUUAAAGUACCAGGGUAUUUAUAAAGCGGAGUAUAGCAGAUUGGUAGGCAGGAAGGGAUUAGGCUAUGACAAGAGAAUUGCUACAUCUCAUGGACUAAGAGCUCCACUUACGCCUGAGCGUCUAGAAGUAGUCGGGCAAAAGAAGGGUAGCUACAAGAAUGACCUGUAUCCUAUUUUUUAAUGAACAAAUAAAGUUUUAUGUUUAUUUGAUAUUAUAAA